Molecule: messenger RNA, 1436 nt
Organism: Temnothorax curvispinosus
Lineage: Eukaryota; Metazoa; Arthropoda; Insecta; Hymenoptera; Formicidae
Exons: 1
Source: RefSeq, a predicted model, not a curated record
AUGCGGGACUAUCUCAAUAGCGGACACAUGGAGGUAAUUCGCAAUCCAUUCCCGUCGGAUGGCCACAUUUAUUAUCUACCGCACCACGGUGUGUAUAAACUCGAUAGCACUACCACUAAGUUGCGGGUAGUGUUCAACGCGUCCUCGCGAGGCCCGGACGGUCUGUCGAUCAACGACACCCUGCUCAGCGGUCCGAAGCUGCAGCAGGACCUGCUCGCCAUCCUGCUUCGGUUCCGCGCCGAAGCGAUCGCUCUAACCGCGGACGUGAAGCAGAUGUUUCGCCAGAUUUGGAUAAGCCCGGAGCAAUGCAACUACCAACGUAUCGUCUGGCGCUUCUCGGAGUCGGACCCCAUCCUCGACUAUCUCCUCAAAACAGUUACAUUCGGCUUUAGCGCCUCCCCGUUCUUGGCGAUCUAUUGUUUGCUCCAGUUAGCUCAUCAAUACCGCGAGAAAUAUCCUCUAGCGUUCGCAGCCCUACUCGAGGCGCUGUAUGUGGAUGACGUCGUGACAAGCGUUCGGACGGUGGAACAGGCUCGCGCACUCCGCGACCAAUUGCUAUCGCUUCUCCGAAGCGCCGGCUUCGAGCUUCGAAAGUGGUCGAGCAGCCAUCCUGCCGCGCUGGAGGGCCUCGACCCGCAGUUAUGUAGCCAAUCGAUGUUAGAUUUUGAGUCAAGCGAGGAUCAAUCUCAGAAGAUAUUGGGCCUUCGGUGGCACUCACGAUCUGACAGUUUCGGGUUUCAAGUCAACGCGUUGGAUCGUGAGUGCACCAAACGCACUAUACUGUCGGAAGUAGCGCGCAUAUUCGACCCCCUGGGUUUUCUGGCCCCACUCACCUUUACCGCGAAGUGCUUAAUUCAGCGUCUGUGGACCCUCAAGUUAGAUUGGGAUGAUGAGCCUCCGAUGGACAUUCGUCGCAGUUGGAGUCGUUUCCAGACGGAGCUCGGCGUGUUAUCUUCCCUUCGCGUUCCUCGCGCGUUUAACUCGUGCCAUGUAGAUCGCUGCGAACUCCACGGGUUCUGCAAUGCCAGCGAGCUGGGGUACGGAGCCGUGAUUUAUCUGCGAAUCGUUACGCGCGACGGCGUCGGGGUCCGAUUACUGUGCGCCAAGUCUAAGGUCGCCCCGCUUCGCCCCCUCACCAUUCCCCGUCUGGAGCUCUGCGCGGCUCUGCUCUUGUCUAAAUUAAUCGCGUACGUCCGGCGCACCCUCCGCGGACACCUUGACAUUGACGACGAGUAUGCUUGGACGGAUUCCGAGGUCGCCCGGGCCUGGAUCCGCUCAGCACCACAACGGUGGAAGACCUUCGUUAGAAAUCGCGUUGCCCUCAUUCAGGACAACGUGCCAGUAUCAGCUUGGGGUCACGUCGACACGGAGUCCAAUCCGGCGGAUCACUGCUCCCGCGGGCUUUAUCCUCGCGAUCUGGUGGCCAGUUCGAUGUG